CAGACGUUACAGCAACCACAUUUGCAGGUAGCACCGUCCCGCCCCGUCUCUUUUCUAGGAUGGAUCUAUGGUCAAAGCUUGUACAUACCUAUCUUCAAUUCUAUCUCUUAAACUUCCGCGACCCCAAAUCUCAACUGAUUUAAUUUAGGUACUAGUGAAGCUGAGAAGGGGCACAUUAUUGAUUCCACGACCCGAAACAAUCUAUUUAGAUGCCCGCCAGAACGGUGCUAAUCACGGGCUGCGGCCCGCACGGCAUCGGCUCCGCCCUCGCGACCGAGUUCCACGUGCGGGGCCACCGCGUCUUCGCCACGGGGCUCGACGAGGCGCUGCUCACCCACCUGCAAGCCCUCGGCAUCGAGACGCUAGUCCUAGACGUAACGUCACCGGCCUCCAUCGAGCGCGCCGCAUCGCACGUCGCGAAACUGACCGACGGCAAGCUCGACAUCCUCGUCAACAACGCGGGCGUGAUGCACGUGAUGCCCUUCGCGGACUCCUCCGUCUCCGACGCGCGGCGCGUCUUCGACGUCAACGUCUUCGGCACGAUCGCCGUGACCCACGCCUUCCUGCCGCUCCUGCGCUCCUCCUCCGCCGUAGGCUCGAAGAAGAAGAAACACGAUGAUAGCGGUAGACCCGGAAGCGAUGCGAUCGUCGCCAACAUCGUCAGCAUCAACUCGGAGCUCCGACCCCCUUUCUUCGGCCUCUAUAACGCGUCGAAGGCCGCCGUCGAGGUCCUCGGCGCGUCGAUGCGGCCCGAGCUCGCGCCGCUCGGCAUCCGCGUCGUGGCGGUUAAGACCGGGUGCGUGGGCAGCGAUUUGUUCGCCAACGCGCCGGUGGCGCGGCUGCCCGAGCGCAGCUGGUACGGCGCUGCGCGGGCGUGGAUCGAGGGGCGCCGCAUGUUGGAGGUCGCGAGGAAUGAGGAUCCUGCUGUUUACGCGAGGGGUGUGGUGGAGGAGCUGCUUAGGCCGCGGGUCAAGAAGGUUGUUUGGCGGGGCGGGCUGGCGUUUUUCGCGUGGGUGAUGAGUUGGUUUGGGUGGGAGGGUAUGAUGGUAUGUUUGUCCCGUUACGCUACGGCUGCUGAUUGCUGACUAGGGGGUAGGAUGCUAUUUACAUCCGUGAGAAUAGGAUAAACCUGUGCGCUAGCGAUGGUUCGUGAGACGGAUGGGGGUGGUCUCGGCACUUGCUUAAGCUCGUGGGGCAUGAGGCUCCGCCGGUCUUCAGCUACCGGCCUUUCCGCGGAGCAUCGCAAAAUUGUCGGGUUAUUGGAACUGUGUGAAUAGACUGCGUGCCCCUACCUAGGUAUACAGACUAAAAUAAACUCAUUGAGUUCCACAUCCAAGUCGCAUAUCGCAACAACCAAGGCAUUAGUGGUUUAGUGGUAAAAUCCAUCGUUGCCAUCGAU
Molecule: messenger RNA, 1399 nt
Organism: Annulohypoxylon truncatum
Lineage: Eukaryota; Fungi; Ascomycota; Sordariomycetes; Xylariales; Hypoxylaceae
Product: short-chain dehydrogenase/reductase
Exons: 2
Coding region: 210-1085 (291 amino acids)
Biological process (GO): triglyceride catabolic process; phosphatidic acid biosynthetic process
Cellular component (GO): lipid droplet; endoplasmic reticulum
Molecular function (GO): triacylglycerol lipase activity; acylglycerone-phosphate reductase (NADP+) activity
Source: RefSeq, a predicted model, not a curated record